Vanessa tameamea is the source of this 1437-nucleotide messenger RNA. RefSeq names its product phosphatidylinositol glycan anchor biosynthesis class U protein (gene PIG-U). Lineage: Eukaryota; Metazoa; Arthropoda; Insecta; Lepidoptera; Nymphalidae. The record is from RefSeq and is a predicted model, not a curated record. The transcript is spliced from 3 exons. Gene Ontology annotation, cellular component: membrane; GPI-anchor transamidase complex. Gene Ontology annotation, biological process: attachment of GPI anchor to protein. The coding region runs from base 111 to 1400 and encodes 429 amino acids.
AGUUUCAAUUUUACUGAUGUAUUUUUCAGUACACACAAUUUGAAAACCAUAAAAUGGAGCUGCUUGAUUGAUCUGGAACUGUUAUUUAUCAUAGAAAUUAUUUAUAUCCAAUGGCUUUAAUGCGGAAAUAUUUUGUAGCCGGCAUAGUGAGAUAUUGGCUUAUUCAUACAGACUAUUGGCAGACAAUUGCUAAUAGAGUUGAAAUAGCAACGCCUCUGAACUCAUGGAAGAGGUUAAUUGAAGGAGUAUAUUUGUACGAUCAUGGGAUAGAUCCUUAUGAAGGGGACUCGUUUCACGAGUCUCCUAUAAUGCUUCUGUUUUUUCAUUUUAUAUUAAAAAAAGUACCUUAUCUAUUACCACUUAUAUUCACUUUUAUGGACAUUCUAACUGCACAUAUUCUAUACAAAACUUCGAAGGCGUUUGUUCGACUUUUUGAAGAGACCCAAGAAAAGAACAAACAACAUGUAGCUGAGGAAUCCAAAACAAUGCUUUUGAACAAAUCUCAGUUAAAUGAAGCACCAGACUAUGUUUUGUCAGUUUAUUUAUUCAAUCCUUAUUCUGUAUUGAACUGUGUCGGAAUGACCAGUACUGUCACUCAAAAUUUAUUAAUAAGCAUGUCUUUGUGGGGAGCUGCAAGUGGACAAAAAUUGCUUGCUUGUAUAUUUAUUGCGUUGGCUACUCACCAAGCUCUGUACCCCAUUCUUCUGGUUGUACCAAUAUCAAUUUUAUUAGCAGAUGUGAAUAAGGGAUGUAAUAAGUGUUCUUAUAUUAGAACACUUCUUGCCUUUGUUUUGUGUUGGGGUUUUUUGAUUUACAUCUCUGCAUAUAUUAUGGACGGCUCCUACAGAUAUGUUUAUAAUACUUAUGGUUUUAUACUAACAGUACCGGAUUUAAAACCUAAUAUUGGCCUAUUCUGGUACUUCUUCACAGAGAUGUUUGAACACUUUAGACUGUUGUUUGUCUGUGCAUUCCAAAUAAAUGCACUGGCACUAUAUGUAGUUCCUUUAACACUAAGGUUUCAUAAAGAACCAGUGUUAUUAGCUACAGUGCUAAUAGCUCUUUCUACAAUAUUCAGAUCUUAUCCUUGUGUGGGCGAUGUUGGGUUUUAUUUAGCCCUUUUGCCUCUGUGGAAACAUCUCUUUACAUUUAUGCAACAAAAAUUCAUUGUCGGAUGCGCAUUUAUCAUCACAUCUGUACUUGGACCCACCGUUUGGCAUCUAUGGAUCUACUCUGGUUCCGCCAAUGCCAAUUUCUUCUUUGGAGUUACACUAUCAUUUGCAACAGCCCAAAUUUUUCUGAUAACCGACCUUCUAUUUGCCUAUAUCAAGAGAGAGUUUACACUUAAACAUGGUUCAUCUCGUAGAAUUGACGAUAAGCCAGCUAAAUUAGUUCUUCAAUAAUUCCAUUUUUUGAUAAAAUAUUCAAAAAUAAUAAUAU